CGCAGGCGCGAUCGAUUUGUCAGCUCACUAUUGCUUGCGCCUGGAAUACGUGGUGCAAGGGGGAACGUUCUGUGUUCGAGCGAUUGAGCCUGAACGAGGACCGGGGACGCGCACGCCGGAAGAGGCUCGCCACAGUCGUACAUGCUCGUGGCCGCGGCCCAGCUCCCGGCCUUCUAGUCGUCCGGUACUUCGCUGUUGUGGGAAACGGCUGCUUCCGCCGCCUUUCCGCGGCCAGCUGCCCGGGAGGGAUGUCGAGGAGUUCCAAGGUGGUGCUGGGCCUCUCUGUGGUGCUCACGGUGGGUACAGUCGUCGGGGUGCAUAUUCGGCAGAAGCAAGACCAACAGAGGCUUCGAGACGGAGUGCUCAGAGAUAUAGAGAGGCAAAAUCGGAAAAAAGAAAAUGUUCGUCUUUUGGAAGAACAGAUUAUUUUGACUGAGCAUCUUGAAGCAGAAAGAAAGAUGUUACUGGCAAAAGGUUCUCAAAAAACAUGAGUCUUGAAGUGAAUGAAAUAUUAA
Molecule: messenger RNA, 515 nt
Organism: Vombatus ursinus (common wombat)
Lineage: Eukaryota; Metazoa; Chordata; Mammalia; Diprotodontia; Vombatidae
Gene: PET117
Product: PET117 homolog
Exons: 2
Coding region: 249-491 (80 amino acids)
Biological process (GO): mitochondrial respiratory chain complex IV assembly
Cellular component (GO): mitochondrion
Source: RefSeq, a predicted model, not a curated record